AUGGACUUUUCUCCUGGUGGGGCCACUCGUGCUCCGCAAACUGUUAUUGACUUGGGUGCUGUGCCAAGCAUAGACAAUUUUGGUUUUUACGAUUCUGGUGGCUACGAAACGACCGCAGCUGGCACUCAUCAGUUCCCAUCAGUAUGCUUUAAGGUUGUUUCAUGGAUUUUGACCAUGUGGUUCUGUGGCGGAUUCAUCGUGUACUUUAUAGCUCGAGCACUUGGUGGUGAUGUUGGAUACUCUCAGGUUCUCGGAGUUGUUGGAUAUUGCUUAAUUCCUCUGGUGGUUACUGGAUUCCUCAUGACUGUUGUGGCCAGGUUUGUUUACAUUUCUUAUCGCGUGGAGAUGAUUAUGCGAUCCAUUAUAAAACCACUGCAAUGA
This is a messenger RNA of Ostertagia ostertagi, 381 nucleotides long. Lineage: Eukaryota; Metazoa; Nematoda; Chromadorea; Rhabditida; Trichostrongylidae. The record is from the annotation of a GenBank genome assembly.